AUGAGAUUGCGAUCGAUUCUCUACCUUUUCCCUAUUUUUCUCCUAUUUCUUUUGCUUAUCGUUAUUUGUAUUGAUUUUUCAGAUAGAAAUGUGAGUCUUUAUUUAUUUAAAUUUUCACUUUUCAAAUAUUUCUCUAGGACUUGAGAAAAGGUCCAAGUUUUCCGAUUUCACGGCAAAAUGUUGACUACAAAGAUGAUAUUUUGAUUGUAAUGGUUGUUAAAAACCUGGAAGAUGCUGAAAUUGAAUACAGGUUGGAUCUUAGCUGAAUUCUGAGAAAGAAAAUCUGAAAAAUUUUCAGCAUUGCCCUGAACUCUGUGAGAUGUUAUGCGAAGAUGCAAAAAUACACGUUCGAGCUCAUUGAAUCGUCAAAUUUUGAUAAAAUUUGCACGCAAAGUGAUGUAAGAUCUAGAGGAUUUCAACUAGAAAACCCUGAAAUUAAUUGAAAUUAAUUUCAGUUCAUGUUCCAAAGACAUUGCAUAGUUGCAGAAGUUCUGAAAUCAUCGGGCAAAGAUUGGGUCCUAUUUUUAGAUGCCGAUAUGGCGGUGGUUAAUCCGAAUGUGUGAGUUUUUGUGGGGGGAAUUUGGGAGUGGGAGAAAUUGGAAUUACUUUCAAAAAAGUACUAUUUUUUACAAUAAUUUUUUGAAACAGUGAAAAUGUUUUUUCGGGAAAAGUCUUGACAACUGUUUUUUCUUGUAAAGUAAAUUUUUGAACAUUAAUAUUUCAGAUUUUUUCAAGGAUAACUUAAAUUUACAAGAUCACGAAACGAGGGACUUUCGAGAAAAAAAAAUAAUUUUUUACAAAUAUUUCUUGAAACAGUAAACUUUUCAAAAAAAAUUUCUCUGGAAGAAAAUUUUCGGAACUGUUCGCAAAGAAACAAUACUUUGAAAACUAAAAAAAUAUCAUACUAAUUUUUUGAAACAGUAAAAUUUUUUGUUGAAAAUGUCUUGAAAAUCACUGUCCUUGUGAAUUUAAGUUUUUGAAACAGUGAAAAAUUGGGGAAAAUUUAUUUAUUUUGAAAAUUUCUAGUGAACUUCUUAGAACUCCGGGUAAAAAUUAUAUACGAAAUUGUGAAAAUUUCAAAAAGAUCUUAUGAUUAAAAAAAUAAUUAGGAAUUAGAAUUUUUCGAUAUAUCAACUUGCAAAAAACUAUUUCUUCGAUUAAAACAGCUGUGAAAAAAUUUUCGUCCCGAAAAUCUAAUUUUAAGCCGAAUCGAAGAAUAUCUUUCCACACACGAUUUAACAUUUUAUGAUCGAUUUGUGAAUUGGGAAAUCGCCGCAGGCUCAUAUAUCGUCAGAAAUUCCCAAUAUUCCUACGACUUUCUUCGAAAAUUCGCGGAUUUCGAAAAUUUCCUACCAACAAAUAGUUUUCAUGGAACAGAUAAUGGCGCAAUUCACGUUUAUAUUCAACAAUUAUUUUAUCCAAAUUUAUCAGAAAAUGCAAAAAUUUGUAUGAGAAUUUGGGAGAAAUCGAGAGGUUUUGAUGAUUUAUAUACAUUUGAGGCUUGUAUUCGAGCAAUAAUGGGAGAAUCGAGAGAAUUUGGAGAUGGAAAAUUGAGAAUUUUGGGGAAAGGAAGUGGAUGGGUUAGAGAUAUUUGGUUGAGUGAUAGUGAAUGGAGUCAGCAGAGAGAUUUUAUGUUGCAUGGCUUGAAAAAGGAGAAUCGAAUACCGUGGUCGCAGGGAUAUUUGACUAAUUUGUGAGUGUUUUUUGGCAAAUUCGGAUCAAAAGCUGCUUUUGUUACACAUUUAUCAAACGUUGGGACUCACGAGAAAAUUUAGAGAAUUUCAUGAAACGUAAAAUUUUCGGGUACAAUUUUUGUUGAAUUUUGAAAAAAAAUUUCUGGAUCAUUUUUAAACCAUAUUAUUUUGAGGAACUUGCAACAUUUUUUGAAAUAUAAAAUUUCAGUCGGAAUCAAAGGUUAGGACUUACGAAAAAAAUUAGAGAAUUUCAUGAAACGUAAAAUUUUCCGGAACAUUUUUUUUUUGAAAUUUUGGAAAAAAUCCUAGAUUAUUUUUGAAUCAAAAUAUCUAGGAAAUUAUCGGAUUUUCUAUAAAUAUCACAAAUUUCUUAUAAACAGUACAUUUUCCCUUUUUUUUUUAAGUUUGAAGUUCGAAAAAUUCUCCAAAUUUUUGAAGCAGUAAUUUUUUUAUUUCAACAAACUAUCUACCUAUCAAUAUAAUUUCGAUAAAAUAAAUUGUACUGAAUUUUUCGCAGCGUAUUCUCAAAUUUCAACUGGCGAUCUCCCUUCAAAUCGUCGUUUGAUCUCGAAAAAUGCGAAACAAACACAGAAAAUUGGAAACUGAAGUAUGAUUCAAACCUAAUUGUUUCAUCGACAAAAAUCGAAAGAUAUUUGGAGCGGAAAUAUGUGGAAAUUGAAAAGAAAAGAUGGAAAUUUAUGAGUUUUGUUAGCGAUUAUUUAUAA
This is a messenger RNA of Caenorhabditis angaria, 2419 nucleotides long. NCBI's taxonomy places the organism in Eukaryota, Metazoa, Nematoda, Chromadorea, Rhabditida, Rhabditidae. The record is from the annotation of a GenBank genome assembly.